ACAGGGCAACCCUUAUAAGCUUCCCUAUGGUGGAACUCUUGUUUUCCACUUGGUUAGGGUUUUUUUGCUCAUUGCCUCCCUUAGCGGCUGUCUUCGGCUUCGACGACUCUCACUAAACCCUAACAAUGGCGGAACAGACGGAGAAGGCGUUCUUGAAGCAGCCAAAGGUUUUCCUUAGCUCGAAAAAGUCUGUGAAAGGGAGGAAACCUGGAAAAGGAGGGAAUAGGUUCUGGAAGAGCAUUGGCCUAGGGUUUAAGACACCAAGAGAAGCUAUCGAAGGGACAUAUAUUGAUAAGAAAUGCCCUUUCACUGGCACUGUCUCCAUUAGGGGUCGUAUUUUAGCUGGUACAUGCCACAGUGCUAAGAUGGUGAGGACUAUUAUUGUUCGACGCAAUUAUCUUCAUUUUGUUAAAAAGUACCAAAGAUAUGAGAAGAGGCAUUCAAACAUUCCAGCACACAUCUCACCAUGCUUCCGUGUGAAGGAGGGAGACCAUGUCAUCAUUGGCCAGUGCAGGCCAUUGUCAAAGACAGUGAGGUUUAAUGUGUUGAAAGUUAUUCCAGCUGGAGCUUCUGCUGGUGGUAAGAAGGCAUUUACAGGAAUUUAAUUUUGAUAUUUUGGGCUUUUUCUGGUAGCUUUUACAUUUGAUGAAUGUGAGAUUAUGGUUAUAUUGAGCAACUCGUACCAGAGGAAAUGUUGUCUUUUUGAUUUGCUCUUUAAUUAAUUUUUGUAUUAUGAAUUCAUGGGUUUACUGUUGAACCUAGUUCUUGAAUUUUGCAAUCAAAAUUUAGUAUUUCCAAUUGGCUAGUAA
Molecule: messenger RNA, 809 nt
Organism: Ziziphus jujuba (common jujube)
Lineage: Eukaryota; Viridiplantae; Streptophyta; Magnoliopsida; Rosales; Rhamnaceae
Product: small ribosomal subunit protein uS17
Exons: 6
Coding region: 126-605 (159 amino acids)
Biological process (GO): translation
Cellular component (GO): cytosolic small ribosomal subunit; ribosome
Molecular function (GO): structural constituent of ribosome
Source: RefSeq, a predicted model, not a curated record